AUGUCGGGCUCACCUCCUCCUCCUCCUCCCCCGACGCCUCCCCACACGUCUCCCCGCACGACCGCCCGCACGACCGCCCAUGCCUACGCCAGUAACGGGCUCCAGAUACUCCAAGCCGCCAGCGAUGCCGCCCACGCGAUCCGUGAUCCUCAGACCCUUCAACAUGCUGCCGCUGCCGCUGCCGUUGCGGCCGCGGAGGCCAUCCAUCAGUCGCCCAACCAGGGCAGCUUGCCUCCCACGCCGAGCGACAUGACGGGCCACCUUGUCGCCGGUCCGGACGGCGUGAUGCGAGAUCCGACGAUCAACCCAAAGUUGACACGCCUGCGACGCGCUUGUGAUAUGUGCAGCAUGCGCAAGGUCAAGUGUGACGACACCGACGUUCCCUGCCGUCCCUGCCGCGAGCUGGGUGUCGAGUGCACAUACAAUCGGGAGACGAAGCGUCGUGGUCCCCCGAACAAGCAUGCCGAAGCCGCAAAGGCAGCCAAGCGUGCUCGCAUCGAGCACACUGUUGUGACCGCCACUGGUGCCAUUUUCAAUGUGUCGCCCUCGCCCCAGACGGCAGCCAAGACGCUCAUGACCAUUUCCACCGACGGCGUUCUCGAUGCCGAGUCGAUUGCUCCGAUGCCUGUCCUCGAGCUCCUUGUCGACGACUUCUUCACCUAUAUCCACCCCCUCGCGCCGUUUCCCCACGAGCCUACUUUCCGCCAGUCGUUUGCGAACCGCGAGGACCGCACCAAGCCGGAGUUCCUCGGUUUGCUGGCUAGCAUGGUCUGCGCCUUGGUUGCGUCAUUUCCUCGAAGCGCCAGAGAGCACCUCAAGGCCCAGCACAGCACCCACUUGUUCCCCCGAGCUAUCGUCAUGAUUGAAAAAUGUCGUGAGAUUGCGCUGCUCACCCGGGGUAGCAAGUGGCAGCUGAAGCAGCCCAAGACGCUCGACGAUGCCGCGACCAGCUACUUCCUCGGCCUCUCCUCUGGAUACACCCAUCAGUGGAACGCCUCUGGCCAGUUCAUGGCCGAGACGUUGACGCUGGUCCGCGAACUGGGGUUUAACCGCCCUAAACACGCCGGUGACCUGCCGACAUUCGGAAACGACAACUGCUCGCCAGACCCCCUCCCUUUCAACCAUGUCAAGGAUCAGAUUGGCAAGCGCAUCUUUUGGUGUCUUCUUCUUGGUAUCCGCUCAUUCGCACAAUUGGGUGCCUCAACGGCAGAUAUGGUGAUUGCGCCCUCGACACCCAGCCUUCCGUAUCCUGCGUACCCUGAGAAUGUCGAUGAUAUUUGCGUUCUCGCCAAUGAGAUUAUCCACCAGCAAGAUGGCAGUGUCACACUUCUGACGGGGUUCCGAUUCGGCAUCGACAUCUACACUACUAUGAACGGAGUGGUCAGCUUGGAGAUUGCCUACGGGAUGAGUACCCUACCUUGGGCAGACCAACGUAUCCUCCUCCGAGACGGCCUGCUCGCAGCCCGAAGCAUCACCGACAACCUACCGCCAGAGCUCCAGCUGGGUAACCACGGUGACGAAGCAGCCACCCUCGCUAGUUUCGAUGAGUCUGGCAUCCAGUACGUUCCCCCGGUCUGGCCCAAUAGCCAGCCGGCCCAUGACCUGCGCAAUGCCAUCAAGCACCACCCAGCACGACGCCGUCACCUUCAAUAUGAGAUCCAGAAGGCCAACAUCUAUGUGUCGCAACUCGCCACGAGAUCAUACUUUGUGGAGCUCUACUUCAACCUGCGCGAUGUCCACCUCGCUGAGCAACAACACGAUCCCCAUCCUGUCGAGGAACAUUCGGAGGAAGAGAAGGCGGCCCAGAACGCCGACGAAAAGGAGAUUUAUGACUUCAUGUCGGAAGAACGAGAGCUCAUCGUGCAACACCUUUUGACUGUCUUGGGAUCGAUUUCGCAGAGGAACCUCGAGCCAAAUGGCGGGUCUCUGAUCAACAAGAUCCGCCAAGUGGCGUCGACGUUGCUCAACGACGCACCUGAGCGCAAGGGCCCGCUUGCCAUGAAGUCGGAAGGGGCGCUGUCGCAGCUCAUCAACAUUUUGAUGAAGCUUGAGAAGUCAGGUGCUAGCGGUCCAUCCGCUCCUGAGUCAGGAGACCCCAGCCAGAUGACGCAAGAGGACGAGGAGGAGGAGUUGGCGCUCUGGGCGGACCUUCGAGAGUACCAGCUGCAGUUUGCGGCUCAUGGAGGAUUUCCUGGAAACCUGUGA
Molecule: messenger RNA, 2205 nt
Organism: Ilyonectria robusta
Lineage: Eukaryota; Fungi; Ascomycota; Sordariomycetes; Hypocreales; Nectriaceae
Exons: 2
Coding region: 1-2205 (734 amino acids)
Biological process (GO): regulation of DNA-templated transcription
Molecular function (GO): zinc ion binding; DNA-binding transcription factor activity, RNA polymerase II-specific
Source: RefSeq, a predicted model, not a curated record